This is a messenger RNA of Dryobates pubescens (Downy woodpecker), 872 nucleotides long. It is a transcript of the gene PIGF, whose product is annotated as phosphatidylinositol glycan anchor biosynthesis class F. Gene Ontology annotation, biological process: GPI anchor biosynthetic process. The transcript has 5 exons. Gene Ontology annotation, cellular component: endoplasmic reticulum membrane. Bases 74 to 685 code for a protein of 203 amino acids. Lineage: Eukaryota; Metazoa; Chordata; Aves; Piciformes; Picidae. The record is from RefSeq and is a predicted model, not a curated record.
AGUGCUUGGUGCCGCGUUUGAGUAACAGGGCCCGACUUGCUAUCUUGCAGGUGGGCUGUUAAUAGUGAACACGAUGAGUGGAGCAGAAGCAGGGAGACUCUUGACUGCCAACCUUCUUUGUGUUUUUUCGAUUGUUCUGACCGCGGUUGUUCCAUCUUUCAUCUGGGAAGGAUUCACGGUUUUGGGAACACACCUCUCGUGGCUAUGUAUUUGUUCUGUUUGUAUUAGUAUCGUUAAUAUCCUCUUGCACUUAGUCCUUAAACCAAAUCAGUCGCCUAAGAGAAGUUCAUUUGCUCACAAGAUCUCAAGAUUUCUAAAAUGCUGUGUAUACUUUUUCAUGUCUUGCAUACUGUUUCAUGUGAUUAUUGUUCUUUAUGGAGCACCUCUCAUAGAGUCAGUGACUGAGACGUUUUUGUUUGCAGUUCUCCUGUCUACCUUUACUACUUUACAGUGCCUGUGUAUGCUGGGACCAAACAUACAAGCAUGGAUACGGGUGUUCAGUAAAAAUGGAGCUACGUCCAUCUGGGAAAGCAGUCUACAGAUUACUACUGUGUGCAGUAUACUUGGGGCAUGGUUUGGAGCAUUUCCUAUUCCUCUUGACUGGGAUCGGCCAUGGCAGGAGGAGGGGUCCCCCAGGUCGAAGGUGGUCUAUUCCACUCCCCCUUCCUGUCCAGCAAGACUAUAAAGAGGAAGACACUGCGGCCAUUUGCCCUCUUUGCUCCUGCCUUGCCUGUUCAAAAGCACCAACAGCUGCUGCUGGCCUCCUGGUUCUGCCACAUGGCCAGGCCUGGUCUUCUCCCUGCUGCAUCCAGGCUUCUCUAAAGGACUGAAAUCCACACACCUCGAGAGAGAUACAAGGCAUCCAAGCUUGG